Molecule: messenger RNA, 942 nt
Organism: Ogataea haglerorum
Lineage: Eukaryota; Fungi; Ascomycota; Pichiomycetes; Pichiales; Pichiaceae
Exons: 1
Coding region: 1-942 (313 amino acids)
Biological process (GO): protein complex oligomerization; response to salt stress; response to hydrogen peroxide
Source: RefSeq, a predicted model, not a curated record
AUGGACCAGAUCAUUCAACAAUAUCUACGGGAUAUUAUCAACGAGCAGGGUUACAGACCUCAUUCGGCUAGAUCAGCCUACUACAUUCAGCCGCAAUAUCCAUUUGGCACUGGGUACAGAAGGGGAUAUCCGCAGGUGCCGGUGUAUUACCCAUACGAGGAAUAUGAAGACGACGCGGAUGCUGCUGAGGAUGAAAGCUCCAAUGAUGAUGAGAGUGCUCAAUAUAGGCUAGAAGAUUUAAUUGGUCCAUAUUUUACGAGAAAGCUCACCAGACCUGGAAAGAGAGACGGACAGUUCGUUGUCAAACAGAGCUCGCAAACGCCUAGGGAGAAAAGUUCCAGAGACGCAGCUGCAGCCCCUACAGGCAAGAUAGCUCCACCGUCAGCAGCUGAACAGCAGCAGGUUUCAGAAACUUCUCCAAAGGAACCAAAAUUGAAGAGAAGAAGCUCGACCACGCUCAAUAUGCACGCUAAACAUAACGAACCAAAGAUCGAUCCCCUUCAGAUCUCUGCACCGCAGUUGAAGACUAAUUUACCCUUCUCUCCGGCUGUCAAUGUUUACGACUUCCCUGAUAAUUACAUCAUUGCCCUAGCUUUGCCAGGUGUGUCCAAAGAGUUUGUUGAUAUUGAGUUCCAUCCUACGUCUUCGGAGCUAGUUGUGAAAGGUGAGCUGAAAAACAAGUAUUUAUCCGACGACUCCACGGUGGAUAAUUCCAAGAUCCUGCGGGUUUCUGAGCAGCGCUUCGGCUCAUUUGAGCGGGUGAUCAAGCUACCGUCAGUUCCUGACGUGAAAGAAGAAGCCAUCAGUGCUAAAUUUCAAUUAGGUAUGCUGGAAAUCAAGGUUCCGAAGUUGAAGGAUUCUGAGAAGUUCAGAAAACCAAGGAAGAUCACCCUUGAAGAGAUUCCAGAUGAGGAGCUGGAAAGAGAAAGUCAAAACUCGUAA